Molecule: messenger RNA, 3217 nt
Organism: Gracilinanus agilis (Agile Gracile Mouse Opossum)
Lineage: Eukaryota; Metazoa; Chordata; Mammalia; Didelphimorphia; Didelphidae
Gene: UVSSA
Product: UV stimulated scaffold protein A
Exons: 13
Coding region: 1-2352 (783 amino acids)
Biological process (GO): response to UV; transcription-coupled nucleotide-excision repair
Cellular component (GO): chromosome
Molecular function (GO): RNA polymerase II complex binding
Source: RefSeq, a predicted model, not a curated record
AUGGAUCAAAAACUUUCUCAGUUAGUGGAAGAUCUCACCACAUCAGGAGAACCACAGCUGGAUCCUGAAAAAAUGAAGGAAGUGAAGAAAAUCUGCAAAUCUUCAGAGGAACAUAUCAGUCAUGCUUACCAUUUACUCAUGACUCAAUUGAAUCAAGAACAUGCUGAGAUACGGUUUUCAGCUUUUCAGAUUGUGGAUGAGCUCUUUACCAGGUCACAUCAAUUUCGGACACUAAUUAUUUCCAACUUCCAAGAAUUCCUGGAACUCACGGUGGAAACAGACUAUGAGCAGCCUCUGCCACCCCCAAAAGAAGUAGCUCAGAAACUGAAGAAAGCUGCCCUCAAAUCUGUUACAGAAUGGAAUGAGAAAUACGGAGAUGCCUACAAGAAGCUUUCUCUUGGAUAUCAUUUCUUAAAACAUAACAAAAAGGUGGAUUUUCAGGAUGCUGGUGCCAGGACUUUGGCUGAAAGAAAAAGGGAAGAGGAAAAGCAAAAACGAUUAGACAGCAUCUACAAAGAAAGGGCCAAAAGAACAGAAAAAGAAAUGCAAGAAAUGUCUGAAGAAAUUGAAAUGUGCCUAACAGAGAUGGAGAAUUGCUUCAGGCUGUUAAUGCCCUUUGAUUUUACCGUGAGAGAUGUGGAAGUAGGAGCAGUGGCAGCUGGGGCUUCUAGGGCAGACAGAGCUGCCUCGUCGGUGGCCUUGAACAGUGCAGUUACAUGCCCAGCAUCUGGUUUGAGGCCUGAUGACCAGGAGCAGCCUUGUUGCAGCAAAGACUUACUUCCUCCAUCUUUUUGCCUGGAAGACGUUGGAAACAGAGAUUGGCCAAUGCGGUUGAGACCUCCAGGGCCAAAGGAGGGGGAUCACAGGGAACAUGCAGAAGAUGAUUCUGAUGAUGAUGAUGAUGACGAUGAUGAUGAUGAUGACUAUGAUGAUGAUGAUGAUGACGAUGAGGAUGAGGAUGAAGAUGAGGAUGAUGAGGAUGAUGAUGAUGAUGAUGAUGAUGAUGAUGAUGAUGAUGGGGAAGACUUUAUAAGAAGCCAUGGUCUUGGCUCACAUAAGUACUCUCUGAACUUGGAAAUCCCCACAGAUUUGCAAGUACACGAGAAUGAAGAUAACAGGGCUGUGGUCAACAGUGCUAUGGAUGGACUUAAGCUCAUUAAAAAUAAGUUCCUGCCCUCUGUUCAGUCGUGGAUUCAGCUGUUUACUCGAGCAGGGAUUCAUGAUGAACGUUUGAAACAUGCCAUUGAUCUUAAGAAGAAAUUAGAAAUGGCUGUUGGAAAAUAUAAGGAAAUGAAUAUUGAACCUGAAGGAAGAAAAAGGAAAAGGCGAGCCUUCGAUGCUGACUCGGAUGAAGAUGAAGAUGAAGUGGAUUUUGUGGAGGUCCCAGAGAAGGAAGGUUAUGAGCCCCACAUUCCAGACCACCUGCGGAAGGAGUAUGGACUCGAGCCCCUGUCACAUCCAUCAACUCCAAGUAAAGGAGGAGUAAUGAAGUCAGGAAGUCUCAGCUCAGCUGCUAGGCCAAGGCAUAAUGAAGAAGAAUUGGACCCAACCUGUGCUGCAGCUACCCUAAGAGUACUCCGGGACAGGCUCCCCAAGUUUUCUCCUCUGCCCAGCAGCAUAUCAGGAAGUACCCCAGCAGCUUCUGUGGGAGAGUCUGAUGACAGCAAGACAAGGAAGCUGGCAGAAGAGCGAGCUAGAGCACCUGUGAUGCCCUUUGGGAUGGACCUUUACUACUGGGGGGAGGAACAGCCGACAGCAGGGAAGAUCCUUAAGUUUGGUUCCCAGCAUCGGUUCUGGAAGCCAAAUGAGACAGAAGAGGAAGUAGAGAGUACAGAAAUUGCUGAGAUGUUGAAGAGUCGCUACAUAACCUUUGCUGGCAAAUUUGAGCCUGUGAAGCACAAAUGUGGAGCCCCUAUGCCCAAUGGGAGCCUCUGUGAGAGGCAGGAUCGGCUGAAGUGCCCAUUCCAUGGGAAAAUCAUUCCCCGGGAUGAGUGUGGAAAUCCUAUCAACCCAGAAGACAGAGCCAGAGAGGAAAAGAAGAAAUUUGAGAAGCAGGCACAGAACCCAGAAUGGCAAGACCCAGAGUUUAUGAAGGAGGUUGAAGCAGCUACUGGAGUGGACCUUGGCUCUGCCAGGUAUAGUAAAAAAGGAAAAGAGGGGAAAAGCAAAGGAAAGAAAAGGAAAUAUCCAAAUCUGACUGACUUGAAGCAACAAGCCAACACAUCCCGGGCGAGAAUUGGGAAAAAGGUCUUUGACAAAGGAGCCAUGAAACGGGUGAUAAAGGCCAUGAACCGUAUGGACCAGAAGAAGCACGAGAAGUUUGCCAACCAGUUUAACUACGCAUUAAAUUAAAUUGUCUCCGAACCGAUCCCUGGGAAGACGACACCACCCUGGUGCAACCCAAAUCCAGCAAGCCCUUCCCGUGGGCCCCGCUCCCAGCCCGGCCCUGCUCCGCCUCUCCCAGCCGGCGGCUCUCCUCGUUCCAUCUGCGAGCUCUGAGAUCCGAUCACGAACGCGGCCGGGCGACGAGUGUCGCUACUGAACAUCGGCUGGGAGCCACUCGGACUUGACACUGAACAUGAGUUUUAUGGACUGUCCUGUACAUAUUCCAGUGACCAUCCUGGGGCUGAUGGAGGGACUCUCCCAGGCUCUGGGGCCUGGCCUGGGCCAUUUCGCUUCAUCGAGUGUGUGAAUGCCCACCCCAUGGGGCCCAGUCCCUGGUGCUACCCCGUGCUUGGGACAUGCCAGGCAUGGCAUGGAGAGGGACUGCCGCUUCUACAGGUGCACCCUGCAGCCGAGUUCGACCCGAUGGCGGCCUCCGUUCUGAGCUGGUGUUGGGGCUGGGGGAGACACGCAUUUGUAUCAUAUUGUGCAGGACCACAUUUGUCACUGUGAUGUUCUUUGUAACUUUCCUGAGCCUUACAUGAAUUUUAAAUUAUUAUUUGUAAUAAUAAUUAUUAGUAUUAACUAUUAUCAUUAAUAAAAUGUUUGUUAACAUGAUUUUCUCAUUGUACAUAACGCAUAGAAGCUCCUCUGAAGCCGUACAGCAUUGUAGAAUAAGUCAUGGAAGGCUGGAGAGUUGGGUUCAAGACCCGCUCCACGAUGAACUUUGUGAUCUUGGAUAAGUCGCUUCCCUUCAGUGGGCUUCCGUCUCCUCAUCUGUCUAGUUCUGUCAUCCUGUGUGAGGAAAAUGCUCUAUAAACCUUCAAGUACCAGA